Molecule: messenger RNA, 1020 nt
Organism: Fomitopsis serialis
Lineage: Eukaryota; Fungi; Basidiomycota; Agaricomycetes; Polyporales; Fomitopsidaceae
Exons: 4
Coding region: 1-1020 (339 amino acids)
Source: RefSeq, a predicted model, not a curated record
AUGCUCGGUCUCGAGGACACUCAGUAUCUUCCUAGAGUGGGUGCCAGGCGCAACACCGUGACCCUCGCUGUCAAUUGGGAGUUCAAAGACUUCGCAUGGAGCUCACCAGAGUGUGCAUCUACGCUGUCCAAGUAUUUCAGGAAAGCGGCGAAAGGAUACCUGGAAUCCAACAACAUAAUAACCCGCAUAGGCUCUAUACCCGUACCAUCUCGGUUCAGAGAUAAGAAUGAUGUGGUCGCGCGGCUCGUCAACCAAGAUGCUCUUCAAGUAACGCUCACACGGGUGCAGUUAGCGAUGGAGUUCCUCAAUUAUCAUACCGAGAAGGAGUCGUGGCUGGGCCCUGAUACGCCUGAGGAUUACCCGGACUAUGUGCCGCGUCUGUUCGUUCGAGAUGAUUGGACCGAGGAACAAAUAUGUGGCAUACUAAGUCUCGUCCAUUGCUGUGCUCGUUCUCAACAACUGGCUCGCGAAUUGGCUUCUGAACGCCUCAUCGGAGACGCGAUCCUAAGUAUUUUCGGCCCGCAUUAUCCGUAUUGGACUGCCAUACCACGACUGGUGAAACGGAACAUGGUUGCUCGUCAUGGCUGCCUGCCUCUGGCGGGUUUCCUCCUUGGCGAUACCGAUAUGCCUGCCGGUGCUGUCAUGACUGCACGGCGACACAUGACUGAAGUGCUGCACCCAACUAUGACCCUUCUUGCUGGGCAACAUUGCAAGAGACAAGGGUGGAGGCUCGAUCGGAGGCUCACAAAGGCGGAUGCUGCAGUCCAAUUGGACAAGAAGUUCUUCGUCUUCAGCGUGCUCUACAGUAGGCGGCUUUUCUGGGUGGAUAUCAACUUUCCAGCCAUCAAGUACUCGCAAUCCACCAAGCAGUUCAACUGGAUGUUCAUCAGUGCACCAGUCAUGAGAACGGAAUGCGAGCUGCCGAUGAGCAUUCCAACCCGGCUCGCCAUCUUCCAAGCACUGCUGUUCAUCGAACAGCAUGUAUACGUGCUGAAACAUCAGCUUGAAGUAUCGCUUUAA